AUGAAUGGAACACAGCCAUCGAACUGCUCCAGGAAUCCUACAGCAGAAAAAAUUGGAAUGACCCUUGCUUACUGCCUGAUCUUCAUUUUGUCGUCGGCUGGGAACAACGUCAUUGGAAUAAUUGUGAUACAAACGCUCUAUGUAGACUCCUGGCUGAUCGGUGGUCCUCUUGGCCAGGUCUUGUGUAAGCUGGUUGCCUUCUUACCAGAUACCUCCUCUACUGUGUCUAUUCAGAGCCUGGUUCUGAUAGCAGUGGAUCGAUUUGGAGCUGUGGUAUUUCCUCUCCGUUCUCCACUGAUCAGUUCAAAGCUGUGCCCGUUCUUCAUUGUCGCCACUUGGAUAGUCGCGAUAGCUGUUUUCUCUCCAGAGCUCUUCGUCAGCAACGUUGUUGAAUAUCCAGGGAAGCUGGUUUGUCAGCGGCAUUGGAAUGAACUUUUUGGAGAGCUCUCAUCCUAUGAGUAUUACAUCAUGUCCUGUAUUGCUGUAUUCAUGUUUAUCCCGUUGGUGUUGAUAGCCAUACUUUACGUUAUCAUCUAUCUAAAGCUCAAGUCACAGAAAAUUCCAGGUGAGCAAUCAGCCAACGCUGGACAAGAACGCCAGCAAAGGGAGCGGAACGUCCUAAAGAUGGCCAUUGCUAUUAUGUUAGGGUUUGCAGCAUGCUGGCUGCCCCUCGCUAUCUUCUGGUGUAUUCUCCUUUUUACGGAGACCAUCAUAUGGCCGAAUUGUGGCGACCCUUACUUUGUAUAUGUUGUUAGGUUAUUGGCUUCCGCAAAUUGUGCCAUAAAUCCUGUUAUCUGUUUAAUUUUCAGCAGAAAUUAUCGUAAUGGGCUUAAGGCUCUCUUCACAUAA
Messenger RNA from Orbicella faveolata, 849 nucleotides. RefSeq names its product RYamide receptor-like. Lineage: Eukaryota; Metazoa; Cnidaria; Anthozoa; Scleractinia; Merulinidae. The record is from RefSeq and is a predicted model, not a curated record.